AUGCGCCGUGCUCUGUUAGCUACUUUCAGUUCCGACGCUGAAUCACUUUCUCAAAUAUUUACGAAGGCCAUGGAUCUCUUCGGAGAUAAGCUCUCUAUUAAGCACUCACCGAUACAGGUUCAGGAAGCAAAUGCACAGGUCAUUCUACUUACCGCCGGGUAUCUGUCCCGGCUCGAUGAGGCUGACCUCGUCAGCCUUCUUCAAUCGAGUUCUUACCUUUCCGCAAUUUCAAAUCGCCUAGGAGCCGCAUCUCCUCGGUCCCGUUUUCUAGGAAUGGUUGUCGGAACUUCACUCUCUAAGUUGACUGACAAACCAGAAAAUCAUAUGAAAUUCGAUCUUGCAGAAAUGGAAAGUGAAGAGGCAUUAUGGUACCUAAAUCUAUCAAAGACCCAAGACCGAGUUGGUACGAUAGAAGAACUCAAGAAAUCCCAUACAUCACGGUCUAUAAUUCAGCCUAAAAAGAGCAGCCCGAACACACGAAGGAAGGCAACACAAAAAGGUGACCAGAAGCCUGUCGCCUCCAAAAUAUCACCCAUAGAAGUAGAGUCAGACGAGUCUGAAGAAGAUGGCCUUACUCCAUAUCAAAAACCGGACGCAGAUGCGUCCGAUUCCGACGAGGAUCCGACACUCAUUCAGAGAUCCAAACCCAAUCCGCCUGUUCUAGGGAUCUCAACAGCGCCUAGUCUCAUUCGACGGAAGGCUGCUUUUGGCUCGGAGCUAGAUGAACACGCCAAAGAUCUUGCCCUUACCCUUGUUGGAUUGCAAGACAAAUAUACCACACCGAAAUUUCAGGAAUACCGGCUGCAAGCUCUGGUCACACUUAUAGUCGCACGCCCAUCCGCUUUGGGUCCGUGGACUGCUAAUGCAUUUUUUAAUAUUGAUCUAUCCCAGUCCCAGAGGUCUUCAUUGCUCGUUGCUCUAGGUCUAUGUGCACGAGAGCUUGCAGGAUAUAGGGAUGAAGAUAAUGAAGCCAUGGGGCUUCCGCCAGCUGCUACCGAUACAUCCUUCCCAUCCAAACGACUUCCAUCUCGGCUUGAAAGCCAAUAUGAUCCAACCACCAAAAUGGAUCAAAUUGAAGCCAUUUCUAAAGGUAUUACCCGGAAGUCUCUAGAACCUUUGGCUCUUAACGCAGCAGACAAACUUAGCGGACCCAACGCCCUCAAGGUUAGAACCUUUUCAUCAAGGAUGGAAGUGGAAAAGAAGAAACAUGAACGAGAGCAACUACGAAGGGCUAAAUCGAUCCCAAAAGAUCUUCAUAAAACAUUAUUUGAAGCAUUCUUCCGCCCAUUAACUGGUGGAUUUGGAUUAAUGCUGUAUUCCACGUCGUCUUACAACGGAAAUAACCCCUUCUUCUCACCACAUCUCCUUUCACUAUUUAUACAAACCAUAAAUCUUGUCAUAUCAACUAUUGGGCCGAGCUCACCUAACCAAUUAACCAUAACAUUCGAUGUUCUUACCCUAUUAAUGUCCCUGCACAACUCUCCAGUGGCCACAGAACCAACUGUUUUGUCCGCCAUCCUCUCACUCUUCCUCGCCAUCCUGGAUAUAAAUAUUGCAUCCGGCAGUACUGGAGAAGAGCGUUUGGUGACUGAAUUUGCAGAUCAGGUAAUGGAGAUGCGAGAAUGGGUUGGUGGUAUAUUUGAACGGACGCCAAAGGAUGAUGACCAGGUUAGGAUGCUAGCUGCUGGAAUUAUGGUGAAACUGGGUGAAGUCAUGAAUCGGUACCAAGGAAGGUUAUUUGGAGUUAAUGCUGAGUUUUCGUUUUGA
Messenger RNA from Arthroderma uncinatum, 1767 nucleotides. RefSeq lists its product as uncharacterized. Gene Ontology annotation, biological process: protein stabilization; telomere maintenance via telomerase. Bases 1 to 1767 code for a protein of 588 amino acids. The record is from RefSeq and is a predicted model, not a curated record. Gene Ontology annotation, cellular component: cytosol. Gene Ontology annotation, molecular function: telomeric repeat DNA binding; Hsp90 protein binding. Lineage: Eukaryota; Fungi; Ascomycota; Eurotiomycetes; Onygenales; Arthrodermataceae. The transcript is spliced from 5 exons.